Wasmannia auropunctata (little fire ant) is the source of this 2548-nucleotide messenger RNA. RefSeq names its product tubulin alpha-1 chain-like. Gene Ontology annotation, molecular function: GTP binding; structural constituent of cytoskeleton. The coding region runs from base 901 to 2253 and encodes 450 amino acids. Gene Ontology annotation, cellular component: microtubule; cytoplasm. The record is from RefSeq and is a predicted model, not a curated record. Gene Ontology annotation, biological process: microtubule cytoskeleton organization; mitotic cell cycle. The transcript has 6 exons. NCBI's taxonomy places the organism in Eukaryota, Metazoa, Arthropoda, Insecta, Hymenoptera, Formicidae.
UAGAUGGAAUAAAAUAAACACAAUGGAUCGAGCGACGAGCUUUCUGUUUUAGAAACAAAUAAUAUAUAAAUUGUUAAUGACAAAAAUUAAUAUCUCUACUUGUUAUUGUAUUAUACUUAAUGGCCUUUCUAUAAAAUCGAAAUCAUUCUUACAAUAAAGGCACGACCGAAGAGCAUGCGAAUUAAUUCUUUUCAUCUAUAAUAAUGCAUCGCGAUAUCACGGUUGCAGUUGAAAUUGAUAAGUUGUAGCAGAGACUUCAACAAAAAUGCCGAUUAAAAUCCAUAUACCAAAUGUGCUUGCCGAUGACUCGCGCUUGCCGUUUCGGUCUUGCAGAAGGAUCUGCGUGCCAUUCAACGGAUGCAGAGAGCACCUCAGACUCGCCGCGAGUCCUCUUGGUUUAUUUUCGCGUCUCCUCGUCGCCGGGAAGGAGGAGCCCGCGGACUGCAGCGCAAAAAAAUCUCAGCGAUACCGAAGCGUGUGUAACAGCUACGAGAGUAAUUCUUGCCGCAAGUUCAAAACCGAUUAUUAAAAUCGGGCAAAAAAGGGGGGAAAGGAUUGAACUUUAUAACGCUCGCUCCAGGCACGAUUGGGUCGGCCGCGCGCGAGCGUCGGUGCCGUCGGUUACGCAAUCUCAUGACCCUACAUAGUCGGAUAAGCGUGACGAGCGUCACAGACAUAGGCGGCGUGCUCCUGGGACGGGCGUAAAUCGGGUACGCACCGAAGCUAUAAGAGACCGGUCGUCCCCGCUUAAGCACUCAGUUAGGCCAAGAUCGUUCGAGGGAGUUCCAUCGCCAACUCCGUUCAAACGGCCGUCGGAAGUUAUAAUUAACGCAUCAACGAGUGUUCGGCAAAGCCAGCCAGGUUUCGUGCGCGCAAGUUUUCGUCCCAUCGUUCUUCAUCAUGCGUGAAUGCAUAUCCGUCCACGUAGGGCAGGCGGGAGUACAAAUUGGAAAUGCCUGUUGGGAGUUGUACUGCUUGGAGCACGGUAUCCAACCCGAUGGGCAAAUGCCGUCGGACAAGAUACUCGGAGGCGGUGACGACAGUUUCAACACCUUCUUCAGCGAAACCGGCGCCGGAAAGCACGUUCCCAGAGCAGUCUUCGUCGAUCUCGAACCGACCGUCGUGGAUGAGGUGCGCACAGGUACGUACCGGCAACUCUUCCAUCCGGAGCAGCUGAUAACCGGCAAAGAGGAUGCCGCCAACAAUUACGCGCGCGGCCACUACACAAUCGGCAAGGAGAUAGUGGAUCUUGUCCUGGAUCGCGUUCGCAAGCUGGCGGAUCAAUGCACGGGACUCCAGGGCUUCUUGAUUUUUCAUUCGUUCGGCGGCGGCACCGGUUCCGGCUUCACGUCCCUGCUGAUGGAACGACUAUCGGUGGACUACGGGAAAAAGUCGAAACUGGAGUUUGCGAUUUAUCCGGCGCCCCAGGUCUCUACGGCCGUUGUCGAGCCGUACAACUCGAUCCUCACGACGCACACCACCCUCGAGCAUUCCGACUGCGCGUUCAUGGUAGACAACGAGGCCAUAUAUGACAUUUGCAGACGUAAUCUGGACAUUGAGCGGCCGACUUACACCAAUCUGAAUCGCCUGAUCGGCCAGAUUGUAUCCUCGAUCACGGCCUCUCUACGCUUCGACGGCGCGCUCAACGUCGAUCUAACGGAAUUCCAGACGAACCUGGUGCCCUAUCCCAGGAUCCACUUCCCCCUGGUCACCUACGCUCCCGUCAUAUCCGCGGAAAAGGCCUAUCACGAGCAACUGUCCGUCGCCGAGAUAACGAACGCCUGCUUCGAGCCCGCGAAUCAGAUGGUCAAGUGUGACCCUCGUCAUGGAAAGUACAUGGCGUGCUGCAUGCUCUACAGAGGCGACGUAGUACCGAAGGACGUUAACGCGGCAAUCGCGACUAUCAAGACCAAGCGCAGCAUCCAAUUCGUCGAUUGGUGCCCCACGGGAUUCAAGGUCGGCAUCAAUUACCAGCCGCCCACCGUCGUUCCCGGCGGUGAUCUCGCCAAGGUGCAGCGUGCCGUCUGCAUGUUAUCCAAUACGACGGCGAUCGCCGAGGCUUGGGCGCGGCUCGAUCACAAAUUCGAUCUGAUGUACGCCAAGAGAGCCUUCGUGCAUUGGUACGUCGGCGAGGGGAUGGAGGAGGGCGAGUUCUCGGAAGCGCGGGAGGAUCUUGCCGCUUUGGAGAAGGACUACGAAGAAGUCGGUAUGGACUCCACCGACGGCGAGGGAGAUGCUGCAGAAGAGUACUAAAAGAAAUACAAACUUAUCGAUUGAAAUCUCUACGUCUCUUCAUAUUUCGUAUAUUUAUACUGUGACGCUUGCCAUUAUCGCUUUUAUUGCGAAUUUUCUCUUUGCCUGAUUUUGUAAUGCAAUCCGAAGCGAUGUUAACUGUUUACCCUGCACUGCUUUCCCUUUUUCGAGCCCAAUCUGAUCCCUGAUGAUAUAUACGGUGGAGUCUUCGAGGAGCGUAUUCGCUUCCUUACAACAAUAGCUGUCACUUGCUCGAAAAAAUAACUACUGAGAAAUAUAAGCACAUCUAAAAAUA